UCGACAAGUGACAAUUGCCUCAAAGAGUCGCGCGCGAAUAUGAAACAAACAAAUUAAGUGAAUCGAAACAAGAAUUGAGUUAAAUUUGAGUUAAACGAAACGAAUCAUUGAAUAAUUGAAUAAUCGAACUUCGAAUAGCGCGAAAUGGCGCAAAAUACGCGCAACUCGGAUCUAUCGCAGAUCGCGGUAAAUGCCAACAAUAUACCCGAUGACAGCGUCGACUGCGGCAUUAAGGGUUUGGGCUGGUGUCGCGGCCCCGGCUGCCAGCAAUACGCCCGUUUGCGCACCUUCACCGUAGUCCUGCUCAGUUCCGGGCUGCUGCAGGGCGCCUGCGAGCUUUACUUCCGGGUCUCGGCCAAGCAGGCCGCCUUCCAGCACGGCUACAAUCCCCUCCUAGUCGAUUGGCUUUUGGUCAGCAGUGGAUUAUUCCAGGCGGUGUUCGCCUUGGCCUUCGCCUAUUGGGCGGACGUCUAUCAUCCGAUCAAGUGGCUGGUGGGCACCCUGAUGCUGCAGUCGGUGGCCUGUGUGAUUACAGUGAUACCCGCCAUAAUGAACUUUGCUGAUGGUGUUCAGUCGCAGGACGCCUUGGUGGAUGCGAAUCUGUGCGCCACAUCGCUGGCGCAGUUCCAGAAGCUCACCUUAACCGAGUCGCAGAGCAGCAAUUUGACCCUGGUGCUGCUCUUUGUGCUCCAGCUGGCCCUGGGCAUGGGCUCCCUGGCGUACUACACGCUGGGCGUCAGCUACAUCGAUGACAACUCGCUCUCGCAGGACAGUCCCGCCGUAAUUGGCGUUGUGCUCGCUGCCCGUGCCUUUGGCCAGCAGGUGGGCUCGUUUCUGGUGCUGGGCGUCGGACUCACCCAUGUCGGUUGGUGGCUCGGCUGGAUUGUGCUGGCGCCGUUGAUCUUUGUCGGAGCCGUGCUGCUGGGCCUGUUCCCCAAGCGGCUGCCCAAGACGGUCAUCCAUCAGGCGGCGCAGCGCAUCAUCGAGCAGUCGAACAUGCGCACCUUCGGCAGCCAGUUCUCCACCUACAUGGACGACACGGACUUCUGGCCCUCGCUGAAGCGUCUCUUCAAGAAUCGCCUGCUCAUGUGCAAUCUGCUGGCCAUCAUGUGCCUGCAGAGCGCCGUGCUCAACUUUGGCCUGCAGGAGGAGAACUACAUGCAGAGCCGCUUCUUUCUGCCCUACAACGAACAGGAUGGGCUCACCCAGGAGUGGAAGGCCGCCUUUGUCUCGUACUUUCUGCGCCCGCCCGUCAUGGCGGUGGGCAUGCUGAUUGCCGGUCUGAUCAUCUCGAAGGCGCAGCUCUCGGCGCGCACCAUAACGGGCAUUGGCAUCAGUCUGGGCCUCCAUCUGGUCGUCAUCUAUGUGGGCUACGUGUUCAUCAACUGCGACGUGGGCGCCAUUGCGGGCGUCGUCGGCGGCAAGCUGACGCAGCCGUAUUGCGCCAGCCAGUGCCUGUGCACGCCCACCGCCUUCAUGCCCGUCUGUCCGGAGAACAGCAGCAUCACCUACUUCUCGCCCUGCUAUGCCGGCUGCACCAGGCGCAGCGCCAUCAACAGCUUCGAGCUGUACGAGGGCUGCAGCUGCCAGGGCGAUCAGACAAUCAAUUCGGCGGGCAGUACGCGGGCCACGCCUGGCGCCUGCAGCGCCGACAAUUGCGAGAAGACCAUCAUCAUCUUCCAGAUCCUCAGCAUAUCCGCCGCCUUUCUGCUGGGCAUGGCCGUCAUUGGCAAGACCUUGAUUACGCUGCGCGCUGUCCUGCCGCAGGACAAGACGCUCGCCUUGGCCUUUGAGCUGAUGCUCGUCGGACUCUUUGCCUAUGUGCCCGUGCAUCUCAGCUACGAUCUGGUCACACGCACCACCUGCGUCUAUUGGGCGCCCAACUAUGAGCGCUGCCUGCUGCGCGAGACGCCCAAGCACGGCAACAUACUGGACAUACUGACAGCCUCGCUGAUCCUGGCCAGCGUGCUCUUUGACAUACUGGUGUACAUCUUUGCCAAGGGAUUGAACCUGUACAACUGCAAGGUGACGGACAACAAUUACACGCCCUCGUUGUAUGCGCCGGUGCCGCAUGAGGAUUCUGGCUCGGCGCCCGCCUCGACUGUGCUCGCUCGAGGUGGCAGUCCCACGAUGACGACGACGACGACAGCUGCCUCCGGCUCGCCCAUGCAGCGACGCGAUGCGCCACACGAAGCCGUCGAAGCGCGCCACCAAGAGGCGCCCAUCUUUCGGCAGCCCAGCUCGCUGACCGAAUCCUCGGGCGCACAGAGCAUCGUGGAGCCGAACGGCAGCGGCGUGACCUACGCCCAGGUUGUCUUUCCGCCGGACAAGCGCAAGCCCGACGAUGGCAGCACCAGUCCGAAGCGCCUGGCGGUGCCCGCCAAUGUGCCGCUGCAUCAUCUCUCCGAAACGGAUGUGCGCGCCCAGCUCGGCACCCUCAAAUCCUUCAAUCCCGCCAAGCCAGCCCCGGCGGAGCCACAGCCGGCCGUGGGUCACGAUGUGGCAGGCAAUGCGGAUAUGAUUGCCCAGCAACCGCUGGCAGGCCAACAAGCAACUGCGCCCGCUGAAGCCCAACCGGAAGUCCGACCCCAAAGCCCGGAUGCCAGACCCCAAAGCCCGGAGACGGACUUCUAAAGUGGCCGAUCAAAUAGUUUCUUUAUCUUCGAUUCUUAGACAAUAGUUUUUGUAUAUUUUUUGUAUGAGUUUGUUCGCCCUCUUCUGUAUUUUUAUCAUUUACAUUUGAUUAUUUAUAGCAUUUAUCUAUAUCAACUAAACUGUUUAUCCUUACUGACUGAA
Drosophila montana is the source of this 2796-nucleotide messenger RNA. It is a transcript of the gene Oatp33Eb, whose product is annotated as Organic anion transporting polypeptide 33Eb. Lineage: Eukaryota; Metazoa; Arthropoda; Insecta; Diptera; Drosophilidae. The record is from RefSeq and is a predicted model, not a curated record. Gene Ontology annotation, molecular function: protein binding. Gene Ontology annotation, biological process: transmembrane transport; sodium-independent organic anion transport. The transcript is spliced from 5 exons. Bases 145 to 2634 code for a protein of 829 amino acids. Gene Ontology annotation, cellular component: plasma membrane.